AGAUUUAUUUCAUAAACUAAAUCUUUUGUUUCUGACAAAAGCAUAAACCAAUCUUAAAACCCGUUCAAUUUGGUUUCAAUUCGGGGUGGGUACGACCCGGUCCAUAGAUACUAUCCGCCCUGUUUCCUUUCCCCUCUGGUUUUUUCUCGGGAAAGAGCAGGAAAAUUUUUACAAGCUAUAGCUCGAAUUUUUCAGGUAAAACCACCAGAGAGAAACAGUGUCAAUUUUUUCAAUUUUAUUUAAUUUUCCAUUUUCUUUUUUAUUUUCGUUACUCAAUUUUCCAAUCCCGCGCAAUCCGCAAGCAAUUCUCUUCUCGUUCUUCAUCUAGGGCUCAUACUCAACUUUCUCCCAAUUUCCAAUUCCGUGUUUCUCUAGAAUCAUCGGUUUCGAUAAAUUCGCCUCCGAUGAAUGAAGAGAAGAAGUCUUCGUCGUUCGUCAAGAAAGGCGACCGACAACUGUUCACGGUGGAGCUCCGGCCAGGAGAGACAACCAUAGUAUCAUGGAAGAAGUUGUUGAAAGACGCUAAUAAACCUAACGGAUCCGCUUCCACUUCUCAACUAUCCCGGCCGGAGGCUUUUCCGGGAGGAGAACCUGUUGAGGUUGAGGAAAAUGAUGCAGCUCAGCCUCACCGUUUCAGUGCUGUAAUAGAGAAGAUUGAACGUCUUUACAUGGGUAAGGAUAGCAGUGAUGAUGAAGAUCUGCCUGAUGUUCCUGAUGAUGAUCAGUAUGAUACUGAAGAUUCUUUUAUCGAUGACGCUGAGCUGGAUGAAUAUUUUCAGGUUGAUAAUUCCAAAGUCAAACAUGAUGGGUUCUUUGUAAAUAGGGGGAAAUUGGAACGCACUGAUGAGCCUCCUGUAUUACCCAACCAGCAACCAAAGAAAAGGCGCAAAAAAGAUAUAGUGAAGAAUCGAGGCGAAAGUAAUAAUGACCAUGGAUCAAAUAAGCAUGUAAAAGUGGGAAAGGCAGCAUAUGGGAAAACAGCUUCCACACAGGCGAAGAAUGUGUGUAAUUCGUCACAGAAUUUUGUUGUACCCGAUGGACAUUAUGAAUCCUUGAAACCUCAGAAUCAAUUAGAUGUCUAUGGAAAUAGUUCCAAAAAGAAAAUUGCGGAUACUAAACCAAUAUCAAUCUCUUCUGUCUCUUUGAAAACAUCAAGUGAUGAUGUCCCUGUUGCCAUGUCAGAAGCAAAAGAUGCUGAUAAGAAGAUAGGAGCUUAUGUACAAUCCAAAGCCCAACCUGGAAGACCCUCGACAAGUAUUGAUGGCUUACAAAAUCCUAGUCGGUCAAAAGAAAAAAAUGGCAUGCGUCAACUGCCGGAUCUUAACGUGGCUGUGGGAAAGUUUUCCACUAAAGCAACUAAAUCUGAAUACAUGCACAAGAAAGACGGGUCUAGUGUUAGGCCAAAAUCUUCAAUGCUUGAGAAGGCUCUUGGCGAGUUAGAGAAAAUGGUUGCUGAGUCAAGGCCCCCUGCAGCGGAAAACCCAGAGGCUGAUAAUACAUCCCAGGCAGUCAAAAGGAGGUUGCCCAGAGAAGUAAAGCUAAAGCUUGCUAAAGUUGCUAGACUAGCGGCAAGCCAAGGGAAAGUAUCAAAGGAGUUAAUUAAUCGUCUUAUGAGUAUUCUUGGGCACUUGAUGCAACUCAGAACAUUAAAGAGAAACUUAAAAAUAAUGAUCAGUAUGGGUAUGUCGGCAAAGCAGGAGGAGGAUGAUAGGUUUCAACGGAUAAAAAAGGAAGUUGUUGAUAUGAUUAAGAUGCAGGCCCCGGCUUUGGAAUCCAAGAAAGCUGGAGCAUCAGGUGAUGUUCAAGAAUUUGGUCCUGAUGGAAAAGCAAUAACUAAAAGGAGUUUUAGUAUGGACGCCGCAUUGGAAGACAAGAUUUGUGAACUAUAUGACAUUUUUGUUGAUGGAUUGGAUGACAAUGCAGGUCCACAGAUCAGAAAGUUGUAUGUCGAGCUUGCAGGAUUAUGGCCAACUGGUUACAUGGACACCCAUGGGAUCAAACGUGGAAUUUGCAGGGCAAAAGAGAGGCGCAGAGCAUCACACACCAAAAAUAAGGAUCAGGAAAAAAUUAAGAGGAAGAAGUUGUUGGCAUCGAGGCAAGAGGAUAGUGUUCGACUUGAUGCUGGCUCAGCCUCAAUUACAUCACAGCAGAACCAACAAGAGAAAUUGGCUACAGAAUCUGGCAGUCUUGCUUUAACGUCAACGAACAAGCCUGUUUCUAAUACGAGCACAACUGUCCAGGUCCCCAGUCCUAUGAAUGGUUUUCAACAAGAAAAAGCAAAGGGAAGUUCAAGCAAUUCCCUGGAAGAUGUUCGUGUUGCAGAUGGCGUUUUAACAAAGAAGCUGAAGAGAAAACCAGAACUUGAGUUGGAAGGAGCAAAUAGUGGUCCUGAGAAGCUGACUUCUUUGCAGGGAGAAGAAAGGCCAAAGUCCCAAAAGCAGUCCUCUGGUCUUCCCACCAAAUCAAAUCUUCAGCCAACAUCCCUUCCAGGCCUUGAACAGUCAAGCUAAUUAACAUGAGUGGGAUGUCCACAGUAGAAUGUCUGUCAUUUUUUUUUCUUUCUUUUUUAAUAGAGUAAUAUACACAUGCCCUCGUUUUUGUUUAUUAAAUCGUUUCUUGUUUAUGUUUACUAUUCUGUAAUUAAAUAUCCUUCAAAUGUUGGUCAAGAUUUAGAGAGAUAUAAGUAGAUUUGUUAGUUGUUAUGAUAAUGGCAUUUGUAAACCGUGUUUUAAGCUGUUUCUAUUAGGUAGUGUAAUAAUUUAACUAAA
This is a messenger RNA of Trifolium pratense (red clover), 2768 nucleotides long. Its product is annotated as ubinuclein-1-like. The record is from RefSeq and is a predicted model, not a curated record. The transcript has 13 exons. NCBI's taxonomy places the organism in Eukaryota, Viridiplantae, Streptophyta, Magnoliopsida, Fabales, Fabaceae. Gene Ontology annotation, cellular component: nucleus. The coding region runs from base 405 to 2510 and encodes 701 amino acids.